Nanorana parkeri is the source of this 893-nucleotide messenger RNA. It is a transcript of the gene LRRN4CL, whose product is annotated as LRRN4 C-terminal like. Gene Ontology annotation, molecular function: protein binding. Lineage: Eukaryota; Metazoa; Chordata; Amphibia; Anura; Dicroglossidae. The record is from RefSeq and is a predicted model, not a curated record. The transcript has a single exon. The coding region runs from base 1 to 858 and encodes 285 amino acids.
AUGGUUUCCUUUGUUCUGCCGCUACUUCUGCACAUCUGCCUCAUAAAUACGAGGUCUUUGGUUCUUGCCGUUGAAGACUUGGCAUCAUUACAGGCAAGCACAGCUGCCCCAGCUACUGCGAGUAACCAAUCUACAGCUAUACAGCAUACCAAAGUUACAAACCAAAAGCGGCUCCUGUACAUCAGUGAACCAGAGGAGGAUUACUAUGAUGACGAUGAGGAGGAGACACCAGUUCCUCCACCUCCACCUGUACCUAAGAAUCCGUGCACCUACGAUCGCUGUGAGCAUCUGUCACCAACAUGUGAAGAUAUUCAAAAUAAAGCAGGUGGCAAUUGUCUUUGCCCAGGUAUAGAUGGACCAAACAUCAAACCAGACCCCCCACAGCUGAGUCAAGUCUUGCCUGGUGACCGAGAAGUGACUGUGAAUUGGUGUUCCCCUUCAUCUACAGUGCGCAGUUAUAAAGUACUGUACCUUGGGCCAAACAGUCAAGUGGAAGAAGGACCAGCCCUUAAUGCCUCAUACCGCUCCUAUUCCAUUGCAAAUCUCCUCCCUGCUACUCAGUAUACAGUGUGUGUGGUGGCCAUUAAUGAUGCUGGAGAAAGUCCAGCAGAGAUUAAUGAGGCAGAAGAGGAUACAGAAGGAAGUAUGAGAGGUCCGUGCAGGAUGCUCCACACCACUGCCUCCAAAACGUCACACAUGUAUAUAGGCAUAGGUGUAGGCCUAGGAGCAUUGGUGGUAGUGAUGGCUGUCUUGGGCAUCUUGCUGUGCAUCAAAAAGAAGAAGAAGAACAGAAUGGACGUUGAAGAGAAGGAAAUGGGAAUACCCAAUCAUUCAUACAAGGUUGGGAGUAUAUACUAGCUCUAAAAGCAAUGGACUGGAGCAAUGACUUCUGA